GCGUCGCCCGGCAAGUGCUCUGGUGGGCAUUUCUUUCGAUCAUCUUUGCAUCACGUCCGACUACAAAUCCCGAAUUGUUGCGAGAGAAGUUGAGUUGCUUAGUUUGAUUUGUCUUCACCUCAAAUUUACGAUGUCUGGACGCGGCAAAGUCAACAAGAAAUCGAAGUCGACAUCGCGAAGCUCAAGGGCAGGUUUACAGUUCCCUGUCGGUCGUGUUCACAGAUUUCUCAGGAAAGGUAAAUAUGCACAUCGUAUUGGCUCCGGUGCAGCUGUGUACAUGGCUGCCAUCUUAGAAUAUUUGACAGCUGAAAUCCUGGAGUUGGCCGGCAAUGCAGCACGUGAUAACAAGAAGAGCCGUAUCAUCCCACGCCAUCUUCAACUAGCUAUCCGUAAUGAUGAAGAAUUGAAUAAGCUACUCUGCCACGUGACCAUUGCCCAGGGUGGAGUCAUGCCCAACAUCCAGUCGGUUCUGCUUCCCAAGAAAACUGGCAAAAACAAGGGUCCACCAAGCCAAAGUGUGGAAUUCUGAGAGUACAAUAAACCCGACUUGCAACCUAGGGACAUUAAUUUUGUCACUCGAUUUACGGGUUUGAAUCUAACAAUGAGACAUUUAGAUUUAUCUCUUUGAUCUAAAAAGUGCUUUCACGCUUUGCCAUAGUUUCACUUAGAAAUUAAGUGCAAAGAAUGCCAAACGAUUUACACGUUUUUACUUCACUAAGAAAUUAAAUUUAGCCAGGAACAGCCUUAGAAAGAUAAAUUUACAGUUGUACUGGGAACUUGUAUCGACAGCAAUGUUUUUCCAAACAAAUGGCAUUACCAUUUCAAAGGCAUUAGUAUAAGCAUUUAACAGGACUAUCAUUAAUGGUUUUAUCUUCUGUAUAGUUGUGAAAAUUUAUCAUUGUUUAUUUUGUGUUUUAAUGUAAAUAAAUCGAAGUCGUAAAUAACCCGUGGCAUGUUUCGUGCGUCUUCAUUCAAAUCGGUAUGAUGUCGUGACUCGGAUAUUUCUAAAUUUCGCUGUAGAUUUAUAAUUGCAACUUGGUCUGAAAAGUAUCCAAGUCUUGGUUUAGCUGGAGGAAUGGAUCUUUCAAUUCUAAAAGGUUCAUAAAAAAAUGAAAAUAACUUUUCCGAUUCACAAACUACUUGAUGUUGGAAUCUAUAUAAAGCCAUCGGACUUGCAGACAUGAAUUGCCAUAAAGCGCAGCUAAAAGUCGUAAUAGUUGAGUUUAGUACAUGUA
Molecule: messenger RNA, 1235 nt
Organism: Acanthaster planci (crown-of-thorns starfish)
Lineage: Eukaryota; Metazoa; Echinodermata; Asteroidea; Valvatida; Acanthasteridae
Product: histone H2A-like
Cellular component (GO): nucleosome
Molecular function (GO): protein heterodimerization activity; structural constituent of chromatin; DNA binding
Source: RefSeq, a predicted model, not a curated record